Molecule: messenger RNA, 5431 nt
Organism: Thunnus maccoyii (southern bluefin tuna)
Lineage: Eukaryota; Metazoa; Chordata; Actinopteri; Scombriformes; Scombridae
Product: RNA polymerase II elongation factor ELL2-like
Exons: 12
Coding region: 54-1886 (610 amino acids)
Biological process (GO): positive regulation of transcription elongation by RNA polymerase II; transcription elongation by RNA polymerase II; snRNA transcription by RNA polymerase II
Cellular component (GO): transcription elongation factor complex
Molecular function (GO): cis-regulatory region sequence-specific DNA binding
Source: RefSeq, a predicted model, not a curated record
AGGGCUGAGAGAGGAAAGCUGCUUUAAUUGCGGGGCAGAGAGAAAAGCCAGCGAUGGCUUCGCUCAGGCAAGAGCACCACUAUGGGCUCUCCUGUGGAAAAAAUAACAAAAACAGCCCCAACAGGACGCUGUACCAUGUCAAGCUCACGGACACGGCUAUCAGAGCGCUGGAGGCUUACCAAAACAUCAAGGGAUCUUUACCAAGUGAACCAUCCAUUUGUUUCAAAGGAAACCAAGGGUACAUCAAGAUCCCUGCUCCCACAUCAGAGUCGCCAACUGCUCUUCGCGUCUUCUCCUUCUACUUAUCCAGUGACAGCAAAGACCAACCUCAAGCCAGCUUUGACUGUAUCCAUCAAUAUGUUUCAAGUGACGGCCAUGAGCAGCUGGAAGGUCAAGGUAUCAUCCAGGACAAGAUCACAGUGUGUGCCACGGAUGACUCCUACCAGAUGACCCGUGAGAGGAUGUCUCAGGUGGAGAAGGACAGCUGGAGCCGCUCUGCCAUUGAGAUCAAACCUGGAGCCACACAUCCAAGUAAAUGUGUCCAAAAGUUCCAAAAGAGGCCAGCACCUCUGUCUGCAUCAGACAGCAGCUUCUACAAGCAAUCUUCCAACAACCGGAGGAACGGCAGUAUGGCCAUGCCAACCCAGAAACCCCUGAAAGAGCGCAUCAUCCACUUGCUGGCUCUCAAACCCUACAGGAAACCAGAGCUACUGCUGUGGCUGGAAAGAGAAAGGGUUAACCCCAAAGACAAGGCUGAGCUCGGUGCUAUACUGGAGGAGGUGGCAAAAGUGAAUCCCAAAGACAGCAGCUACCUGCUGAGGGAUGACUUCUACAAGCACGUGCGGAGGGACUGGCCAGGCUACAGCGAGGAAGAGAGGCAGCUGAUCAGCAGGCUGCUGGCCAGAAAGUUACAGCCACACAUCAGCAACCAAUCAAGGAAUCCUCAAGCAAACGCAGCGAUGCUGAAGACCUCAGAGGAUACAACACUACAUCACAGCGCAGCAAAGAACCCUGCUGUGAAACGCCCCGUGCCUUUUGACUCACUGGAAAGGAUAGCUGUUAAGAGACAAAGAUUAGCUGACCAGACGCUGCAACAGCAGCCCGCUGUAAACGGACUCUUAAACAAUAAAGGAGGUCACGACAAUACACCUCCUGCCCUCAACCCCAGUUUCCACACAAAGACUGAGUUUCAAAGGACAAGUAACCAUACAGGGAACCAAAAUGGUUUACCAAGGGGCCACAAUGGCUUUCCUCUAAUGCACAAACUGUCUAGCACCUCUGACACACCUGUGACAGAGACCAGGGAGCAAGAACCCAAAGUAAACAGUCACCAGCCACCACAGGGUGAGUCUGACUGUGCUCACCAGCAGCUCACCAACAGCCAGCACAGAAAGAAGAAAUCUAAAAAGCACAAAGACAAGGAGCGAGAAAGGUUAAAAGACAACCAGGGCAAUGAAUGGUUAGAGACAAGUCCUGAUCUCAAGCGGAACAUGGACAAACUUGACAAUCCUGACAUCACAAAUGAUGUGGCCUCUGAAGGGAAGCCAGAUUAUGUGCUCACAUAUGACACCAUCACAAGUUUGGAGCAACGUCAGAGGUACCAGGACGAUUUCUGCGCAGAAUACGACGAGUACAAAGACCUCCACUCCAGGAUCGCCACCAUAACUCACAUGUUUGUUCAGCUAGGAUCCAAGAUCAAGAGCUUGUCCCCUGGCACUCAAGAAUACAAGAUAAUGGAAGACCAAAUAUUAGAAAAGUACAACAAGUAUCGAAAGAAGUUUCCAGGUUACCGGGAAGAAAAGAAACACUGCGAAUAUCUCCAUGAGAAACUGUCCUACAUCAAACAGCUCAUCAUAGACUAUGACGUCUCUCAGGCUUCUUCGUAGCAUGGGCUCCCCCUCCUCGCUUGUUAACAUCAGAUUUUUUUUUACAUGGAAGCAUAAACAACAUAGGUGAGAGUGAUAUAAAAGGUUUUGGGUGAAACUGCAGCUAUCAGCACAGACUGCCUCUGCUGGGACCAUUGAUGACAGAUGCUGUGAACACUAAUGAUUACAAGUCGAGAGCAGAUUUCACUCUGGUGUUUAUAAGUCUAUUUGUUUUGAAGUUAUCAUUUCUUUCACGUAAUGUUGAUGUCAGAAAUCAUUUUAAAUUAAUCGAGUUGCUGGAAAGCAUCUGUGCUCAUCACAUUGCCAUGACAGACAGUUUCCCUAAUAGUCUUUCUUUGUUAAAAACCAGUGUCAGUGUAAGCCAUUUCUUUGGAAAUAUGUAAAAGGUAGCAAAUAUGACUUUAACUUAUUCACUUUGUUCUUGACACUUGGCUUGUUAAGUCAAACAUAGCUCCAGGCACGGUUUCCCUUUCAUUUUCAUUGGUUUAAAGAUUGAAAUAUGCAGCACAAAAAAGGGUGUACUUUUCAAUUCCAUAUCAAAGUUGCUUCAUUCAUGAUGCAUGGUUGAAACAGCCCAGUGCAAAAAACCUUCACGUCUUAUUAUGCAAAUGGGGUGAAAUAAUGCCACUCGUUCCCAGAGCAGUUUUCCUGAAUGUUUCAGGCAUUUAUCUAGUUUAUCAAGACUAGUUUGCAGCAGUUGCUGCAUUAGCAUCGACAUAUUGAUGCUUGAUUUUUAACAAAAUCUUAAAAGAAGUUGAUUUUUUUAAGAAUUGGAAACAAGUGAAAUAAUCUUACCCCUUGACAAAAAUAGGAUUUUAAGGACUCAGUAAUAUACAACAUGACAUACUGACAGACAGAUGAUGAUAUUUCUGGUUGUAUGCAGUCCUCAUAUAUUGCACACUAAAUUUGAAUUUUUUAAAUAUUUGCUAACCGUUUGAAAGCAGCUGAAUCCAAUGAGCAAAAACUGGAAACUGUUCAGCAUAUACCUUAAUACAGUGAGGUAUAUGCUGUCUCCCAAAUGCACUUACGUUUAUCUAAAGUAUUUAUUAACUACAACUCUUUUCAAUGACAGUCAAAGGAACCAAAAUGUCUAGCCUUCAUGGCUGUUGCAAUAAUUUGCUGGGGAAAGACAAUUCUUCCUCCCCAAAACAGUUUAUGACAUUAUUAAUCAGGCACCAAGUCUAGUUUCAAGUAUUUUAACCCACUGGAAAGAAAUCUCUUUCUCUCUUUUUCUUUCUUAGAACUACUGAUGUAUUUAUUUUAAGCCACCUUCCUCUGUCCUGUGUUAUUGGUCUCCUUAGCUUGAAGCAUCAGGUCAUGUUAGAUCAAAGUGUUUGUCUAAGCAGUUGGCGGAGCAAGGUGGGAGAGGUUAUGAGUAGAUACUAACAUAAUAUAUUGUAUGUUUUAUCUCUGUUUGACCUGACACAGUUGUGGAGUGUCACUGGGUUGAGGCUGCCCUUAAAGUCCUCUAAAUAUUAUUGGCAACAAAAGGCCUCAGAUGGGAGGUACGGGGCCACUUCACCCAACAUGUUAGCGGCAUCUGAAAUUGUUCACUCAUUCACUAUAAAGGGAAAAAAGCAGAAUCAAACACUACUUGGUUAAGCUGCAAAGUGUGAUGGUACAGUAGUUGAUUUGCUCUCAUAGUGGUCACUUUGAGUCUAUCCACAUCAUUAGAUACAUAAAUCCUCACAUGAGAACUCAGGUGGCACUACAAAAUGGGAGAAAACACUAAAUUGGCGGUUUUAAUAGAGUUGGGUAUCAUUUGAAUUUUAUCCAUUCCGGUUCUUAUCUAUUCCCAGUUUCAACCCCAAUACGGAAAAAAAAGAGAUCAAAUGUUUAGAAAACAAAAAUAUCUUUUUUCUUUUGAGCGUUUACUUUGACUUUUAUUGUUUCAUUAAAAGACGUACAUUCAAAGUCUUUUUAACUGAACAUUAUGCUUUUAUUUUAAGUACUUUCUGUCUCAUCUUUCCCUCAAUGACAAAGUGUGCUGUCACUGUAAAGGCUGUGGUAACUGCUAGGUUGGAUCAGCCGGAGGGACGAGCUCUUGUGAGUGCAAUUAGGGUUAGGGUUAGGGUUGAGGCCAAGGUUAGGGUUAUGCACACAAUGAAGAAACACAACGCGUACAAAUCUCACAAGGGCUUCACAAAUCGUCCCUCUGGCUGAUCUGAUCUAGCCAUGCAUGCUUGUAUCUAAGUAAAUCAACACGUAGUUGCGUUAAUGCAUUACGUUGACGGGUUCUGGCAGAUAGCCACAUCUUUGCAGAUAUGUAGCCUUUCUUUGCAAUAAUAAAGUGUUACUGUGAACCGAUGAGCAGAACUGAAUUCAAAAUUAUUAAUGGGUACCCGUUCUUGGCAUUUUUGAUUUGGUUCUAAUUUGGAACCAGUUUUCAGUUCCCAACUGUAGGUUUUAAUAGUGUAUAGUGAAUGAUUUCAGAGUCGGCCAUAGAUAGUUGGGUCGUCAGGGAAAUAUGGAGCCAUAUUGGUAAAAAAUGUACAUUUUCUACACAAUAACCCAUUGUGGUACUUGGGUAUUGGAAACACUAGCCUGGAGGAUUUUGUAGUCUUCAAUUUCCAGUUAAUAAUCAGUCCCCAUUCAGGUGUUUUUUGCACUAAACCCACUCUGAAAAAAGGGGCAGCAGGCUAGUGAAAUUUCCCUUCAGAUUGUAAUUGUAAUUAAUCAUCAUGGUUACAAACUUUCUACUGAAUGUUAUCACACAGUCGGUGACGUAGAAGCCUUAAGAAUAUGAACUUUUAUAGAACAAAAAAAUCAAACUGCCAAUAUCAACUACAGUACAAGUCAUUAUCCACACACUCUGUUUUCUGCCUUAUAUUACUGUUAGCUGUUACAUUUUACAACUUUCUUAGCCAUUUCACUGUUCAAAUUAAUGCCAACAGUGACUUUCAGACACAUUUAAAUAUUACUCUCUGGAGGAAAUAUUCUUGAGUUAAAAAUGUUUCGUGCACAGUUUGAUUGGCUAUGAUGACAGACUUACUCCUCAGUUGCAUUUGUAAUCCUUCUGGUACGUUAUUUUAAAAUCAUCAUUUAGGCAUAUGGUCAGGCAUUUCUCAAUAGGAAUACCACUGUGGUUUAUACUGCCACUGAUAUUGUUAUUGACAACCCACCUGACUCAGCUGGUGGUAAUUAUGAGAUGGUUUCAGGAGGAAAAAUGUGUAAUGGUGUCAAGUGUUUGAAGACCAUAAAUAUCUGUUGGUUAUUGCGUAUGAAGGAAUCACUGGUCUUUAAAUACAGAAUAUUUCUUACAAGAUCAUUAAAUGAAUUUCAUUUAUCUGUGCAAGUCUUAAUCACAAAAGGUUCACAAGGUUUGUUUGUUUUUUGUUUUGUUUUUUUGUUUUUUUUACUGGUGCACCAGUGUGUACUGCUCAGUGGGUGUUUUUUAUGUACUACAAACCUGCUGAAGGGAAAGCCUCAUCUAAGUCACAGAGGAGUCGGAGAGGAGAGUAUAAAUCAUGAACUGCAUUUUACACAUGUAUAACUUUCUCCUGUCCAGUUGUGCAAAGUUCAAAAGAAUAAAAACAUCAAAGCGA